CUUUAUUAACAUGUGACUCGUGUUCAGGGCGUUUCCUGUUUAAAGUUUACUUUCACUUUCACACAGCUUGUGUCGCAGUUAGUUUCCUCCGUGUGGAGCUCCAGCUGAAGAUGAGAGGCUGAGUUCAGCAGCAUGGAUCAGUGUGAGGACAGAGGAACCACUCUGUGUGGGGAACAGGACCGCCAGACCAAAGCUCAGAGCCCAGAGCAGCAGCUCACACCUGACUCUGCUGAACCAGAAUCUAGAUCUGAACCUGAACCCAGCUGUGUGUCCAUGAAGAGUGACCGGUCUAAGGAGUUAUCUGUGUACUUCAAAGUUGGAUGUCACUCUGUUGAUCCAAGGAGAAAGCUGGAAGAACCAGAACCCAGCUGUGUGUCCAUGAAGAGUGACCGGUCUAAGAGUUGGCCUAUAAACUUCAAAGAUGGACGUCACUCUGUUGAUCAAAGAGUGGACCAGGAGAGCUCAGAGGUUCCCAGUGGUAAUUCUGCCCAGCAGCAUCAAACACACCUGCACUCCAUAUUUAUGCUGCUGGAGGACGACAUUGUCACGUUUGUGAAGAACGAGCUGAAGAAGAUCCAGAAGGUUCUGAGUCCAGAUUACCCAGAAUGCCCAGACAUUCAGAGGGAGGGUGAGGAGGUGUUGGACGGUGAAGAUGAAGAUCAGAGGAGGAGCAGCAGAGAGGCAUUUCUGAAGAUUACUCUGCACUUCCUGAGGAGAAUGAAGCAGGACGAGCUGGCUGACCGUCUGCACAGCAGAAGUCGUUCUAGAGUUUGUAAACUUAAACUGAAAUCUAAUCUAAACAAGAAGGUCCAGUGUGUGUUUGAGGGGAUUGCUAAAGCUGGAAACCCAACCCUUCUGAAUCAGAUGUUCACAGAGAUCUACAUCGCAGAGGGAGGGACUGCAGAGGUCAAUAAUGAACAUGAGGUCAGACAGAUUGAAACAGCAUCCUGGAAACAAGACAGACCAGAAACAAGAAUCAGACAAGAAGACAUCUUUAAAACCCCACCUGGAAGGGAUGAACCAAUCAGAACAGUGAUGACAAAGGGAGUGGCUGGCAUCGGGAAAACAGUCUUAACUCAGAAGUUCACUCUGGACUGGGCUGAAGGCAAAGCCAACCAGGACAUCCAGUUCACAUUUCCAUUCACCUUCAGAGAGCUGAAUGUGCUGAAAGAGAGAAACUACAGCUUGGUGGAACUUGUUGAUCGCUUCUUUAGUGAAACCAAAGAAGCAGGAAUUUGCAGGUUUGAAGAGUUCCCGAUUGUCUUCAUCUUUGACGGUCUGGAUGAGUGUCGACUUCCUCUGGACUUCCACAACACUGAGAUCCUGACUGAUGUUACAGAGUCCACCUCAGUGGAUGUGCUGCUGACAAACCUCAUCAGGGGGAAACUGCUUCCUUCUGCUCGCCUCUGGAUAACCACACGACCUGCAGCAGCCAAUCAGAUCCCUCCUGAGUGUGUUGACAUGGUGACAGAGGUCAGAGGGUUUACUGACCCACAGAAGGAGGAGUACUUCAGGAAGAGAUUCAGAGAUGAGGAGCAGGCCAGCAGAAUCAUCUCCCAUAUCAAGACAUCACGAAGCCUCCACAUCAUGUGCCACAUCCCAGUCUUCUGCUGGAUCACUGCUACAGUUCUGGAGGAUGUGUUGAAGACAAGAGAGGGAGCAGAGCUGCCCAAGACCCUGACUGAGAUGUACAUCCACUUCCUGGUGGUUCAGUCCAAAGUGAAGAACAUCAAGUAUGAUGGAGGAGCUGAGACAGAUCCACACUGGAAUCCAGAGAGCAGGAAGUUGAUCGAGUCUCUGGGAAAAUUGGCUUUUGAGCAGCUGCAGAAAGGCAACCUGAUAUUCUAUGAAUCAGACCUGACAGAGUGUGGCAUCGAUAUCACAGCAGCCUCAGUGUACUCAGGAGUGUUCACACAGAUCUUUAAAGAGGAGAGAGGACUGUACCAGGACAAGGUGUUCAGCUUCAUCCAUCUGAGUGUUCAGGAGUUCCUGGCUGCUCUUCAUGUUCAUCUGACAUUCACCAACUCUGGAGUCAACCUGCUGUCAGGAGAACAAACAACAUCAUGGCUGCCUAAAGUCUUCAGAGAAAAACCUAAACAACCACAGUUCUACCAGAGUGCUGUGGACAAGGCCUUACAGAGUCCAAUUGGACACCUGGACUUGUUCCUCCGCUUCCUCCUUGGUCUUCCCCUGCAGUCCAAUCAAAGUCUCCUACAAGGCCUGCUGACACAGACAGGAAGUAGCUCACAGAUCAAUCAGGAAACAGUUGAGUACAUCAAGAAGAAGAUCAGUGAGAAUCUGUCUGCAGAGAGAAGCAUCAAUCUGUUCCACUGUCUGAAUGAACUGAAUGAUCAUUCUCUAGUGGAGGAGAUCCAACGGAUCCUGAGUUCAGGACGUCUCUCCACAGAUAAACUGUCUCCUGCUCAGUGGUCAGCUCUGGUCUUCAUCUUACUGUCAUCAGAAGAAGAUCUGGAUGUGUUUGACCUGAUGAAAUACUCUGCUUCAGAUGAGGCUCUUCUGAGGCUGCUACCAGUGGUCAAAGCCUCCAAAAAAGCUGUGCUGAGUGGCUGUAACCUGUCAGAGAGAAGCUGUGAAGCUCUGUCCUCAGUUCUCAGCUCCCAGUCCUCUAGUCUGAGAGAGCUGGACCUGAGUAACAACAACCUGAAGGAUUCAGGAGGGAAGCUGCUGUCGGCUGGACUUCAGAGUCCACACUGUAAACUGGAGACUCUCAGGCUGAGUUGCUGUAACCUGUCAGAGAGAAGCUGUGAAGCUCUGUCCUCAGUUCUCAGCUCUGAGUCCUCUAGUCUGAGAGAGCUGGACCUGAGUAACAACAACCUGCAGGAUUCAGGAGGGAAGCUGCUGUCGGCUGGGCUUCAGAGUCCAUACUGUAAACUGGAGACUCUCAGGCUGAGUGUCUGUAACAUGUCAGAGAGAAGCUGUGAAGCUCUGUCCUCAGUACUCAGCUCUGAGUCCUCUAGUCUGAGAGAGCUGGACCUGAGUAACAACAAUCUGCAGGAUUCAGUAAGGAAGCUUCUGUCGGCUGGACUAAAGAGACCACACUGCACACUGGAGACUCUCAGUCUGUCAGGCUGUCUGAUCUCAGAGGAAGGCUGUUCUUCUCUGGUCUCAGCUCUGAGCUUCAACCCCUCCCAUCUGAGAGUGCUGGACCUGAGCUACAAUCAUCCAGGAGACUCAGGAGUGAAGCUGCUGUCGGCUGGACUUAAGGAUCCACUCUGGAGACUGGACACUCUCAGGGUGGAGCCUGCUGGAGUCAGAUGGUUGACACCAGGUCUGAGGAAGUAUUCCUGUGAACUCACACUUGACACAAACACAGUGCACAGAAACCUCAAACUGUCUGACAACAACAGGAAGGUGACAUAUGUGAAGGAGUAUCAGCCAUAUCCUGAUCAUCCAGAGAGGUUUGACUACUGCAGUCCUCAGCUGCUGUGUAGAGAUGGUCUGACUGGUCGCUGUUACUGGGAGGUCGAGAGGAGAGGAGGGGUUGAUAUAUCAGUGAGUUACAGAGGAAUCAGCAGGAGAGGAGACAGUGAUGACUGUGUGUUUGGAUGUAAUGAUCAGUCCUGGAGUCUGAUCUGCUCUGAUGGUGGUCACUAUGUCUGUCACAAUAACAGAGUAACAUCCAUCUCCUCCUCCUCUGUCUCUGGUAGAGUAGCAGUGUAUGUGGACUGUCCUGCUGGCUCUCUGUCCUUCUACACAGUCUCCUCUGACUCACUGAUCCACCUCUACACCUUCAACACCACAUUCACUCAGCCUCUUUAUCCUGUGUUUGGGUUUGGGUCACGGUUUGGGUUUGGGUUUGGGUUACGGUAUGUGUCCACGUCAUAUGGUUCCUCAGUGUCUCUAUGUCCUGUGGAGGACGGAGAGUCUCCUCCUGUCAGAGAACCAGACAGUUGAGUCUGAUCAGGAUCAUCAGCUGAUGUUAGUGAGGAGAAUGUGGGUAUCACCAAUGAUUUCCUGAAUGGAUUAGAUUCUGCUCCAAACAGCUAAAUGACAUGUAAUGCUCUUCAUCAUCGUCUCCAAAAGCUGCAUUCAGCAACGACCUCGCUGCUUAUCUGACAGCUUUAGUUCCUUUACACAUUCACAUUAUUAAAACUAAAUACAAUCAGAUAAUAAAUGAUGAUGUAUUAUUACAGAUUGCUAGCUGCAACAUUAAAGUCAUCAGUCAUUAGAAACCAGUAAUAUACUGAUUAUUCUGCAGAAUCACCACUUUUACUUUUUGUACUUUAACUUUAAGAAUUUUUAUGCUGAUACUUUUGUACUUUUACUUAUUUCUACACUGUGGUAUCAGUACUUUUACUUAAAU
This is a messenger RNA of Sander lucioperca (pikeperch), 4324 nucleotides long. RefSeq names its product NACHT, LRR and PYD domains-containing protein 12-like. The record is from RefSeq and is a predicted model, not a curated record. Lineage: Eukaryota; Metazoa; Chordata; Actinopteri; Perciformes; Percidae. The transcript is spliced from 13 exons. The coding region runs from base 133 to 3915 and encodes 1260 amino acids. Gene Ontology annotation, molecular function: protein binding.